GUCGGCGGUCGGAGCGGCUGAGGACGGUGUGGAGAUCCGCUGGAAGAACGGUUUGUGUGCGAGAGGAGCGACGGCGGCGUCCGCUGCGUGAUGGUUGUCUCUUGACAGUCAAAGCGAGUCGGUGCCCUGCACCCUGUCCUUCAGCUGGCUGCCGUGAGCCGCGACCAUCGUCGCCGGCGAGCAAUGGCUGAGUGCCGCCCGCUGCUGCUGCUCUCGCACUUGUUGGUCAAUGACCGGCCGUUCCAAGUCACCUUAACCAAGUCCGUGUUCUCCUGGCAGUCGCUGCGGCCGAGGAAGCCCCCAUCGGCGGGAGGAGAGAAAUAUUCUGUGCCUGUACCUGAGAUUAUUGCUGUUCGUGAAACUGAAGUAGAUGGGAAAAAUGAAGAAUGCAGAAGAUGGCAGAAAAUGCCUUCUGUUUCCACUGAGAAAAUUGUGCAUGCAUUCACAGUAUAUCAUGUGCAGAGAUCAAAAGGGCACCACUGGUGGUGCAGUGAAGUAACCUUUUACUGCAGCGAUCACCAACUCUGUAACCAGUGGGUACAAGCUCUUGAGGAGCAGUUGGAAUUGCAAGCAAUGAGACCAAAGAACUUACUUGUAUUCAUUAAUCCUUUUGGAGGGAAGCGACUUGGAAAGCAAAUAUAUGAUGAGAAGGUGGCCCCUCUGUUUCGACUAGCUUCCAUUACCACUGAAGUGAUUGUCACUGAAUGUGCUAAUCAUGCCAGGGAUUAUUUGUUGGAAGCUGAUCUGGAGAAAUAUGAUGGGAUUGUUUCUGUUGGUGGAGAUGGCAUGUUCAGUGAGGUAAUGCACGGUGUGAUUGGUCGGACACAGAAGAAUGCAUGUGUUAGUCAAAAUAAUCCCAAUGCUGAACUGGUUCCAUGUGAUUUGAGGAUUGGAAUUAUCCCAGCAGGUUCAACAGACUGCAUAUGCUAUGCAACAGUUGGAGCAAAUGAUCCAGUGACUUCUGCCUUACACAUCAUUGUGGGUGACUCGCAACCCAUUGAUGUCAGUUCAGUUCAUCAUAAAAACAUGUUUUUGAAAUAUUCAAUAUCUCUAUUAGGAUAUGGAUUUUAUGGUGAUACAGUGUCAGACAGUGAAAAGAACCGUUGGAUGGGUCCUUCGCGAUAUGAUUUCUCAGGUGUUAAGGCCUUUCUAACUCACCAGUGCUAUGAAGGAGUAAUUUCUUAUUUACCAGCGACUAAAACACUUGGUAGUCCAAGGGAUCAGAGACCAUGUACUGCUGGAUGUCAGAUAUGUCAGCACACUGGAGAGCAAUUGAAGGCAUCACAAAAAGAAAGAGAAUUCAAAUUUCUUAAUAGUGAUGAGCACCAGCAAUGGAAAGUAAUCAAAGGAAAGUUCCUAGCUAUAAAUUCAGCAAAUAUAAGUUGUGCAUGUCCAAAAUCUCCUAAGGGUCUCUCGCCUGCUGCACACCUAGCUGAUGGGACCAUGGACCUUAUUGUAGUCCGCAAAUGUUCAAGACUCAGUUUCCUGAGGUAUCUCAUUAGGCACACAAACAGCAAUGAUCAGUUUGACCUUGCAUUUGUCGAGGUAUAUCGCGUGAAGAGAUUCAAAUUUACACCAAAAUACUGUGAUGAGGAGGACAGUGAUAUCCAGGAAGUUAGCAAAAAUCUGUUUGGACAGUUCUGUAGAGAUCAUCCCACUUGUAGCUGUGUGCAGCUUACUAGCAGUUGGAAUUGUGAUGGAGAGAUAAUUGAGCAUGCAGCCAUUGAAGUGAGAGUUCAUUGCCAGCUGUUAAGACUUUUUGCAAGAGGAAUAGAAGUGCUUUCUUCAGAAAAGGGCAAUAGCAAUUCAGUUGUUUAAGCAUAUUGCAAGAGGAUUUCAGGAUUCCACACACCAUUCAUUCAAAGGUUGAAGUCUGAUAUCUAAGUUGUGAAACUUACUUUUAUAACUUGAGAUUCUAAAUUUAUUUACAUAAUUAUUAAAGUCAUGGAUAUUUAUUUAUUACACAAAGUGUAAGCGUAAGAAGCAACAAACAACAAAUUUAAUGUAUUGUCUCAAGAUCUCAAUAUGUAGAUUCUGCUUUAAGGAUUAAAUUUCAAAUGAAGAAUCUGUUUAAUACAUGGUAUUUGAGAUUUAAAAAUUAAAGUCAUUGGUGUGUUGCAAGAAGCUGUCCUUUGGAAAUUGGCAGAAUUUUUUUUAAGUGUGCACUUAAAUGGUGGAACAGAGUUUAGAAGAGGGUCAUUUAUAAGCAUCAGCCUCAUUUUAAAUUGAUAUAUGUGUCUGUCGUUAUUUAUUGCCAGCCACUUCAAACUUAGGUGAUAGAUUUCACUUAUUUUUAAACGUAGAUUCCAAAUUGCUUUUGUAACUACGUUCUUAACUUUAAGAUAAAACCUAGAUUUUUUCCAAUUUCUUUUACUGCACCUUGCAACUUAUCAAUGCAAUCUGAUUGCAAUUUCUAAGCAAUGAUAAAAGAAGCUAUAGUUUGAGAACAGAUUAUUUUAGUAAAUGUUAAUAGAGAAAAAUGUAUAAAUAAUGAAUUGUUGACUAUUUGAGUUUGUAAAUAACAAAUAUAAAUUAUAUUUAUUGUAUAUGAUUAAGCUAGAUUUUGCUUAGCUUAGUAUGUGUUCACUAUGUGAAUCGUAUGUAGUCAGUCCUGUUAAUGCACUAAUAGAGUAUAUCUAACAACAGAAAGCAGCACUCACCCUUUGUCUUUUGUAUUUUACAUUUCUCUGUAAAACUUUUCAAGAAUGAUGUGUGCUGCGCAGAAAACUUACUGAUGCUGUUGAUCUUUGUUCCUUGAAACAAGUAUUAAUGCUUUCUUUCUAGGAUCACUCAUUUCAAAAAUAUUUGCCCAGCUCUUAACGUGUUUUGUGAUUAUUUAAUUCCCUGUAUUUUCUUCGCAUAGCUGAUGUAAAUAGCCGGAAGGGAUAUCAUUCACAUUGUCCUUGAAGGGUGUGAAUUCUUUUUCAUUCUCUGGCCCCAUUACAUGUUCUGGUUUGUUGGUGUUUAAACAUUUUUCCUAUUCAGGGAAGCUUUCUGUCAGGAAGUUCAUUCAGCAGGCUAUUUCUUGUUGACCUGCUUCAGAUCCAGACCAAAUAAGUUUGCAAAUAUAGUCUCUUGUGAAAAUAAUAUGAAAAAUGUUUGUUAGUUGAGGAUUGGUGGAUAAAAUGGCCAAAAUAAAAUAAUUGAAUUGAACUCAAUAGUUUAAUUCAUUUGCUUCCUCCUCCCCCUUUUCUCUCUUAAUUCUUCUACAUUUCUAGAAUGGCAGCUUUCUUUCUCUACAUAAAGUUUCAAAUGUAAUUAUUAGAAAUUGAAUAUUUUACUACAUCCAGGUGUUUGAAAAAUCUCAUGUCGUGUACUUUCACUUGUGUACAUCAACAAUUUCUUAACUGAACUGGGCUACUUUGAAAGAUGUCAGUAGUAGAGAGCAAAUUGUCUCACAAUUGGGUCUAAGGAGCCGGAUGCCCUAAAUAAACAGUUGAGUUGAAACCAAUAAUCUACUGGUGCCAUCUCUCUGCUUGAAUUUUAACUUUUCUCCAUAUGGUAAUAUAACUGUUUCAAGCCUGUUAUAUGCAAGUGCAAGUAGGACUUGAGUUUAUGGCUCAUUUCUUUUGGUUUGCCACUCUUACAUGUUCUCUCUGAGUUGACAACAGAGAACUUGGUGGUCAUUCUGGGACAGGAAUGCAAGCAACAGAUUUGAAUAAAACAGAAUCUCAGGUUGAGGUAAGUUAAAAUUUAAGCAGAGAGACAGCAAGUUUAAAGUUGCUGGAUAUAAUGAGGCCAAAUUGAAAGCUAAUUAACAGGCUCAUUAUUUUUCUUUCAAAUGCACUUCCCUUGGUAUGGUAGAAGAACCAUACUGUUUAAAUAACACAUCACCCACUUUAUUAUUCCCAUUUACUGGUGCGAUGCCAGAAAAAGUUCACUUACAUACAGGGAAGUGGGUUGGGUUUGAGAAUACUGGGUAAAGUCUUUGAAUUUCUGGAGCAAGAAGUGGAAUAUUCAAGCCAUAUACUUCGUAAGAAUAGUGCAGUUUUCACAUGACUAUAACAUAGAGAUAAUGAAUAAACCAUUUUCACUACUUCAAAGAAAAAUAUUCAUUGGCGGGAUCUGGACAGUGCUGACAGGGCUGGAAUUUUGUUGUUCAUCUCUUUUUGACAUCCUGUCCAUUUUUAGAGGGCAGUUAAGUUUCAGUCACAUUAUUAGGUUGUUACGAACUGGGUUACUAUUGGUGAAUGUCCCUUUAAGAUAGAGCAUAGUGGUGUGUGUGCGUGUGUGUGUUGACGUGGUUACGACAACAGAAGAUAAAGGAUGUAAUGACGUUUUUGAAGCAGUCAGUCAGAGGAGAGAGAGACAGAGAAAGACACCAGCCUGCUAGUUUCUCUAUCGAUGGAUGAGAAACAAUAACUAUGCCUUUCACUACAAUCCACGUAUGGAUUCUUGGAGUAAUCCGGUGGAGUCCACUUUGUCGUUAACCUGCAGAAGAAAACAGGUAUUUGUGUGGACAGCCACGUCUCAGAUGCUUUUUGGGGUGGCAGAUACUUCGGAACAAAGCAGUGGAGUUCACUUUGUUGUUGACCUGUAGAAGGAAACAGGUAUUUGUGUGGACGGCCAUGAUUCCACAGCCUUUCGGGGUGAGGAAGAUGCAGUGGAGUGGUCACUGCUGAGUAAACACUGAGUUGUCGUUUGGGUUCCAAAGUGGAACGUUUGGAUUUCGUAAUUACUCUCUUAUUUUCUCUCUACAUCUACGUUUUGUCUUCAGUCAACGGUGGUUGUUGAAGAAGCCUUUGAUCACGUUUCACCUUACGGCUUGCUGAACUGAACUUUAAGAACCAUUUCUGGACUUGGAGUUUGGGAAUUUGCCACACAGACACACACACACACUAGGA
Molecule: messenger RNA, 4844 nt
Organism: Pristis pectinata (smalltooth sawfish)
Lineage: Eukaryota; Metazoa; Chordata; Chondrichthyes; Rhinopristiformes; Pristidae
Gene: cerk
Product: ceramide kinase
Exons: 13
Coding region: 184-1818 (544 amino acids)
Molecular function (GO): kinase activity
Source: RefSeq, a predicted model, not a curated record